Oryza sativa Japonica Group (Japanese rice) is the source of this 3930-nucleotide messenger RNA. RefSeq lists its product as uncharacterized. NCBI's taxonomy places the organism in Eukaryota, Viridiplantae, Streptophyta, Magnoliopsida, Poales, Poaceae. The record is from RefSeq and is a predicted model, not a curated record. Gene Ontology annotation, cellular component: membrane.
UCCCAUGCGCCAACCCUCUUGUGCCUCUCAUUGUUUGGUCAUUGACUUCAGCAGGUCUUCUCUCUUUGUCUCCUUUGUAUCGUUCACAAUAUCUCUGUUCUUGUUGUUCUUCACCACCAUUGAGCUACCAUCGAAUCCUGAAACCAAUUUCACUUUUCUGAGGAGCCGUCGUGCAUCAGAUAGAAUGCAAUGACGGAGGGUGUCUCUGACAUGCAACCUCACCGGGGGAGUGAGAGCAUAGCUGAGGCGGAUGGCGGACACCCUCAGAGUGAGAUUGUUGAGAGCAAUAGCCUCCCUACUCCAGAAUCGCGCGAUGAUGGUCAGAUGGCAGAUGAAGCAGCCGACAUCGAAAGCCAGCAAGAUAGCAAGAUGGUUGAAAUUAAAGACCAAGAUUCUGGCAACAGCUCCAGCAGGUCAGCAUCACUCAAUAGCCAUGAAGUCAGGAUCAAGACUGAUUUUGUGUUCUUGUGGAGGUUGCGAAAGUAUUUGCUACUUCUUGCUGUGCUAGCUGUUAGUGUCACAUACAAUGCUGGACUGAGUCCACCAGGGGGAUUUUGGACGGACGACAGCCCUGUCCAUCAUGCUGGUGAUCCUCUCCUUCCAUCUAAAUUCUUCCAGCGAUAUGAAGCAUUCUUUUACUGCAAUGCAACAGCCUUUGCUGCAUCUCUGGUCUUAAUCAUCUUGCUUCUAAGUAGGGGUGUGGCCAAUCAGCAUUUAUGGCUUCGUGCGAUGCAGGUUACCAUGAUAUUGGACCUCUUUAGCCUUAUGGGGGCCUAUGCUGCAGGGAGUUGCAGAGCUCUAAAGUCUUCUGUUUAUAUAUUGGUGCUAGUUUUAUCUGUUUUCUUCUAUGUUGGAAUCCACAUUCUAGUAUUCAUAAGGGUGGUUCCAAAAUGGUUAAAAGAGGGUGUACAAACAUUUAUGCAUCAAACUGUACAGAAGCUGCAAAGAAUGCUGAAGCAAGUUCUAACCAUUUGUCAUCUCCCCAAGAAGCAAAGGAGCAACCAAAAUGAUAAGGAAGAAAUCGAGGAAGCUCGUAAGUUCAUAUUGAUGCUCUCAACUUUUGCUGCUACUAUCACAUACCAAGCUGGAAUGAGUCCACCUGGUGGCUUUUGGGCUGAAAACAGUCAUGGCUACCGUCCAGCUACUUUUGUUCUUCGCAGGCACAACCUUCGCCGCUUCAAUAUUUUCACCUGUUCCAAUGCAACUUCUUUUGUGGCAUCUUUGGUCACAAUCAUAUUACUUCUGAGCACAGAAUUGAGCCGGCAUGGGAUAAGGACUCAGGCAUUGUUUGUGUGUGUCAUAGCCGAACUGUUUGGUCUGAUUUUUGCUUAUGCUGCAGGAAGCUGCAGGGAUGUUGCAACAUCACUGUCUGUGAUCUUCAUAAUUGUUGUGGUUUUAAUAUGUGCCUUGAUCCUUGUUAUGUUCUUUCAAUCCAGAACUGUAACAAUUUGGAUCGAUAAUGCAUUGAGACCUAGAUUUGACCAUUUUCUAGAAAUGCUUUCAUGGCCACGGGAAAACCGGUUAUCAGAUGGAAAUCGAGAAGGACCCUUGUCAAGUUCUCGGCAGGAUACAGAUCAUGGAAAUUUGGGUGACCAAUCAACUGAAGAUGUAAAAUCUGCACCAACCAAUGAUUUGGAAAGCAUAAAAGAUAGCAUACCCAAUAUGGCAAAUCAACUUCAUGAUCAGAAAGAUAAUUUGGCCAUUGCAACAGUACACUCUUCAUCAGCAGAUGUACCAAGUAGAAAAGGUCCUCUGCCAGAGCAGGUCUUGUCCGAACCAAUUUCAGCACUUGGUGAUCGGACAGUAUCAGCUGAUGUGCCUGACACUGAACAUAAUAUAGCCAAGUGCCAGAGGGAUCGUGAAGAACAAACUCAAGAACUGAGCGGUCAUCAUGAUAGUUCAGAGGCUGAUGGAGAAGUCAGAAAGUCGGAGGAUGGCAUUGUGAGCAAUAAUGAUGGCACAAAGGAUAAAGGUAGAAUCAGUGGUGACAGCGAGAAAAACCCAGAUGAUGUUCGUCUUAAGAAGUCACGCACAUACCUAUUGCUUCUUGCAAUUCUUGCAGUUUCCUUGACAUAUCAGGCGGGUAUAAAUCCACCAGGUGGCUUUUGGACAUCAAAUACCCCUAGUCACUCAGCUGGUGAUCCCAUCCUUGAGGAUAAUUACCAUAAGAGAUACCUUGCAUUCUUUUAUUUCAACGCGAUUGCCUUUCUAGCUUCUCUUGUCAUGCUCAUUAUGCUCCUGAACAGGAAGAUGAGCAACAAGGUUAUAAAACGCCGUGCACUACAAACGGCGAUGAUAACUGACUUACUUGCUCUAUUGGGGGCUUUUGUUGUUGGGAGCUGCAGGGAGAAAACAAAGUCCAUUUACAUAUCAGUGGUGAUAUUUUUUGUAGUAGUUGCAUAUACUUUUCUUCAUGUUUUGGCUUCAAAGUAUGCAGUUCCUGAACAGUGGAAACAAUUGUUUAAGCGGCGACAGGAUGUACUACAAGAACAUCAUGUAGAUAAUGAUGCAAAGGAUGCUCAUGAGAAGGACUUGGAGCGGAGGCGUAAUUUGCUAUUCAUUCUUGCUAUUCUAACAGCAACUGUCACAUAUCAAGCUGGCCUGAACCCUCCAGGUGGCAUUUGGCCUGAUGGGAGUGGCAAACCUGGCAAUCCAGUUCUUCAAGAUAGCCAUCCAAAGCGUUAUGAUGUUUUCUACUAUUCAAAUGCUCUCUCAUUUGUGUCAUCUGUGGCUGUUAUCAUACUACUUGUCAAUAGGGAAUCGUGCGAGCAUGGAAUCAAGUCCUACGCACUGCGUGUCUGCUUGAUAGCGGGUUUGCUUGGUCUCCUGAUUGCUUAUUCUGCAGGAAGCUUCAGGAAAGUAAAAUCAAUAGGUUAUCUCAUUAUCAUAACUGCUGCAGUUCUCAUCUGUCUUUUAAUUCAAGUUCUUGUACUGUCAUCAACAAAUGAUGCACUAGAACCGCCAGCCAGGUCAGGGAGAUGGUUACAGAAGUUUUUUGGGCUUGCUGAUUCUCAAAAGUCACUAGCAAGUCCAGGUCAGUCAAAAAAUGAAAGUGACAAGUCAGAUCCCCUUAUCAAUGAAAAGAAAGAAAAGAGGCAUAAGUACUUGAUGCUGCUUGCAAUUCUUGCUGCAUCCAUUGCUUACCAAGCUGGUCUGAACCCACCCGGGGGUUUCUGGUCAGAGGACAGUCGUGAUGGCUACAAGGCUGGCAACCCGCUCCUUAAGGACAUACACUCCAGACGCUAUAUGGUGUUCUAUGUUUCUAAUUCCAUCUCUUUCAUGGCAUCUAUUGCUGUAAUCAUGCUUCUGCUGAGUAAAUCUGUGAGAAAGAAUAAGGUUCCACUCCAAGCAUUGUUCUUGAUCAUGAUACUAGACCUGUUGGCUCUGAUGACAGCUUAUGCAGCUGGAAGCUGCAGAAAGGUCAGAACAUCAAUAUUUGUCUUCUUGGUAGUAUGCGGGGUGGUGCUAUACCUUAUGAUUGUAAUUAUUUUAUUGAGUGGUAUCGCAAAAUGGCUGAAAGAAAGGAAAGGUAGGUGGCCUCUGUGCUGGAGAAUAACAAGGAGUAACAAAAUAACAAGGAGCUGAGCAGAUUGUUGGAACAAUGUUUUCAAAUUCCUUGAUCAUUUGGUUCAAGAAAUCAAAAGGACAGUAAUAGGUGGAGGUAGACUGUGUCUUGUAUCACAUAUAAGUUCUCUUAAGUCAUUUUGAAUAGUUCAGUGUGCUUGUCAUUUCGUUUUAGUUGUUUCCCAAGUUUGGCUAGGGGGCAGUAGUCGCACAUGUUCUCAAUUGUCUGCCCCAUUCUUUUACUUCUUAAUGCUAUGAUGUGCGAACGUCUUGCAGGUUGUUGAAAAAAAAAACUCCUUUUUGCCACUGUUGUGAUGUCUUUGUAUUUUAGAUGAAAAUCAUGUCUUUGGUUUUUGUUCAGGACUA